Molecule: messenger RNA, 3770 nt
Organism: Drosophila busckii
Lineage: Eukaryota; Metazoa; Arthropoda; Insecta; Diptera; Drosophilidae
Exons: 7
Coding region: 456-3200 (914 amino acids)
Source: RefSeq, a predicted model, not a curated record
AUAAACAAAGCCAUAAAUUUGAUCUUCGCUUACUUGUUGUUGCUAAAAAAUGGCAUAAAAUAAAUAAAAGUGCUAAAACUUAUAUGCGUGGCAUUUGAGCAUAAAAAUUGCGGUUGACAUGGCAAUCGACGCCACAGCUGAUUGGCAGCUGUAAAGCAAACAACCACCAAAAUUGGAAAAAGGGGAGCCAUUUAAGUUGGUGGGGGUCGUGGUGAGAGAUAGUGCAAAAACGCUGCAAUUUACGUAUUUGCUGUUCAGUCGCAGUUUGGUACGCUCUUCACAACGUUUUAUUUGCCGAUUCUGUUGCUCAGUUGUUUAGUUGCUUUGGUUACUCAUCAUGAAAUUGUAGCAACUAAAGCAUCCAUUGCUACUACAUUGUGAAAUUAUUGCUGUCCGACGUAAAGCAGGAAAAAUAUUCAAAAGUAAUUCCCCCUUUGCGUGUGGCGUAAGUUAACAUGGCAUUGGCAAGCGCAGCGGGCGCUCUUCUCAAGCCGCAAACGCCGCUUCAGCAGCUGCUUGAGGACAUCAACUUUCAGCGCACCAAGGAGAUGCGACAACUGCUCAAAGAUGAUGGUGGCUUUGUAGUGCUACAGGGCACCACCUACUGGACGGAUUUGUUUGUUCGCCAUUUUCUAUUUCAAACAGAGCCCGUGCAUAGCAUCGACUCGGAUGAUUUGCUCUUCUUUGUGCGCAAGAAGCAUGUAAAAAGCUCCUCGCGACAUAUGCCAAAAUAUGAGACUGAAGUUGAAGUAUUUCGCAAGGACUCACGCAAACUGCCUAUUGGCGAUCCAGAUGUGGACUGGGAGGAAACAGUUUAUCUAAAUAUGGUUAUACAUCAGUUUGAUUAUACACUAACGCUAGCCAUUUGCACAAGAACUUCACCCAAGGAGCUGCAGGUGCUGCGUCGUCAUUCACAGCGCGUCUAUGCCAGUCCCAGUCGACGAAAGAUGGACACCAAAGGCGAGGGCGAGGAGAUUACCUAUCCGCAUAUAUGCUUUAUGGUGGACAACUUUGAUGAGGUGUUCAGUGACAUACUGGUGCGCGAUGGCGAAAUGGUGUGCGUCGAACUGGUUGCCAAUGACAAGGAUGGGGCAGUGCAAGGCGUUAUAUUUCUGGGCUCCAUACGUUAUGAUGCUCUAAAGAAGGUCUACGAUGCCAGACAAUCCAGUCUAAGCUCCAAGGUGGCGCAGCGCAUGUCUUUUGGCCUGUUUAGUAGCGGCGCCGGUGUGCAAACACGUUGCGAAUUUGUGCGCAUGAAGGGACCGCAGGGCAAGGGCCAUGCUGAGAUGGCAGUCACCAAACCCAAGGGCUCUGGUGUAGAAACGCCCACCAGUGAGCCAGGCUUUUGCGCCACUGAUAUGUGGGAUGAAUGGGAGGAGGAGAACGAUGAUUAUUGCACAUACAGACAUCAGCGACGCUUGAGCGAUCCCAGUGCAAAUUUGAAUAACUUUUCGCGCUAUGGCUGGCGCACCAAGAACGCAAAUCCUGAUAUGGUGGGCAGCGGCAGCAGCUCUAGCGCCGGCGUUAAGGCACGCUCCGAAAACGAAGGACUGGACUCAUUGGCCAGCGAAGUAUCCGAAAUAGAAGCUGGCGAUCUGCGCGAUGAUCAGCAACGUCCUGCUUUCUCGGCCUCCGCGGCAAAACUGCACCCACAUACGAAUUGUGAAACGCACAAAGGCGUGUCUGGCAGUCCAGACGAGACGCCAGCAGCAGCAGCAGCAGCACCACCACCAGCAGCAGCAGCAGCAACAACUGCUACAGUAGCAGAAUCUAACGAGACGGAAACUGCCAUUACGGCCGUAACACCGCCGCCGCUAAGCGUUGCUGUUGAGGUUACAGUGGCAAAUGAUGGCGCAAGCGCUGCUGGCAGCACUGGCUGCAACUGUUUUGGUGGCAAAAAAUGCAAAAAACGCUGGAGCUCAAGCAAUGCUGGCAACGCUGACACUCCAGAGAUGUCUGAGGUGUAUUGCCCCAGCUGCGAGGAUGCCGCCAAUGAGACGCCAGCUUGUCUUGCCAAAAUGCCCGACAAGCGACAGACGCGCCUCAAGCCCAAGCCGCCUAGCAUUUUGUGUGUGGAAAGUGAGCUAGUGGUCAGCAAGUCGCGCGGCAGUCUACGUUUAAGCGACAACAAACGCAAAAGCAAUAUAGCACGUAGUGCUUCCUUAAGCGCCACAGAUCGCAGAACAAGCGUGCCCAUGCCAACGCCAGUGAAGAAGUGCACGCCAGCGCGUGUGCGCCUUAGCAAGCCUAAAGAGCUGGACAAGAGCAAGGAUAAAGACAAAGAAAACGAUAAAAAGUCGACUAACCAGAAAGGCAAUAGUGCUAGCAAUCUGUUGGCCAAAAUGUCGCCCAAAAGAUUGCGUAAUGCCAAAGCAAGUGACAAGGAAAAAAAUAAGGAUAAAGGCAAGGGCACAACCAAAUCCAAAGCUCAAAGUGCUAGCAACAAUAACACUAUUAAUGCCAAGGCUACUACAACGAAGGACGUAACCAAAUCGCAUGAGGAAUAUGAAUUAGCUGAUGAUGCUACCUCGCUAAAUGGCGAUGCUGUCGAUUUGGCCGAGAGCGCCAGUGCAGCCAAAAUGGCCAUUUUAAGCGAAAGUGACAGCAAGCUUAUGAUAAGCGUGCGUGGUCGCGAAGAGCUGCCAGUGGUGGAGCUGGAUCAUGAAAGCACAACGCCAACUAAUUUUGAGAAAUGUAUACGCGUACCUGUUAAAUCAGAAAGCCAUCCAUUGCAGCUGGCAGAGCCAACAGCGCUGGCUGCAAAUGCAACUAACGAUAAUAAUGUAGAGGAAAAACAGCAGCCGCAACUGGAGCAGCAGCAGUCGGAUGAAGCAACCAAUGCUGGCAGCGCCGAUGCGGCCAAUGGCAAUGAGCAGCAAUCAGCUACGCUGCCGCGCACUGUUAAGCAAUCCUAUUACAAUAAGGUGCUGCACCUAGUGCCCAAACGUCGCACUCCAGAUGGCACCAAUAUAUACUACUGGUGUGAUUUGCCCAAAAAGGCGCUUAAAGAACUAGACGAUGGCGCUUAUAAUCCGCUGUGGACAAGUCGCGGCUUUACACAAUCCUUUCACUUUUGGAAGGAGAAUCGACGUCAGCAGUCGACGCCUUUAAAUGCAUUCCUUACUUAUGUUACACUGCCUUGGUGGAGCAUUGCCAAAGAUCUACUGGAUCAUCGGGAGACGCCUAUACUGACUUUUUAGUAUUAGUUUUAUAGUUUGCAGUAUGCUUUUGUGAUUUAUUUUUCAUUCGAUUCAAAGAGUAUUAUUUUAACUACAGUUUGUUAACAAUAUAUUUUACAAUAAGGCAUAUUUUGUGAUCAGUUCUCUUCAUGUAUGUGCUUGUAUAUCUCAGGUAGCAGCAUAUUAGCAAACACCUAUCUAUGUAUACUCAUUUACCUGUUCCAUGACUUUGUUAUUAGUCGACCAACGCCAAUGUAUUUGAAAUGUUAUGUUAACUAAGCGCCAUUGCUACAAUAGUUGCUAUUUAAUUGGGACAUUCACUUAUAUAUUUAACUAUAUGCACUGCUAAAGACAGCGCCAACAAACCUAUAAAUUUAUAUGCUAUAUAUGUACUAUAAUGCUGCAUUUGGAAGUUAUUUAAAAGAAAUAAAAUUGUUAUAAAUAAAUUUAUGUAAUAACACGGUUUGUAAAUUAUAGUGACAGCAUUUAGGUAUAAAAAUAAAUAAAAUAAAAACGAAUAAGUAUAAAGUUAAGCUUGCUUUGAUUUAGUCGCUAUCGGGAAAUGAAAUCCCUGUUACUCUGCAUGUGUGU